Pseudocercospora fijiensis CIRAD86 is the source of this 219-nucleotide messenger RNA. RefSeq lists its product as uncharacterized. The transcript has 2 exons. NCBI's taxonomy places the organism in Eukaryota, Fungi, Ascomycota, Dothideomycetes, Mycosphaerellales, Mycosphaerellaceae. The coding region runs from base 1 to 219 and encodes 72 amino acids. The record is from RefSeq and is a predicted model, not a curated record.
AUGCGUAACGAAAUGAAAGAAGUGAAAAGGCAAGACACUCGAAACAUCCCAACUCCUCCCCAAAUUCUGGAGACGCGAUGGCGGCCACAAGCAAAAACCUCACAUUCCACGAGCGAUGAUCCCGGCUUUAUCACGACCCACACACCGGAAGCAUCUCAUGCGCCUACACCAGACAAGCAGCAACCAACCCCCAAAGCCUCACCACUCAGACCCAAAUGA